Tetranychus urticae (two-spotted spider mite) is the source of this 1553-nucleotide messenger RNA. RefSeq names its product vascular endothelial growth factor A. Gene Ontology annotation, biological process: positive regulation of protein autophosphorylation; positive regulation of cell population proliferation. Gene Ontology annotation, cellular component: membrane. The record is from RefSeq and is a predicted model, not a curated record. Lineage: Eukaryota; Metazoa; Arthropoda; Arachnida; Trombidiformes; Tetranychidae. Gene Ontology annotation, molecular function: growth factor activity; growth factor receptor binding.
AAAUUAACUUUCAUUGUGAACAUUCCCAAGGAAUUUAAAAGUUCCUGUAUUGUAGAUGUUCAGGAUUAAGCUUUCGAGCGCUGAAUAUCCUCUAUGUAGUGGUCUAGCAAAUCUAAAUAUAGAUGAACUUUUCUAGAAUUUUAUUUCAAAAUAUUUCUUUUCAGACUUUGAAUAAAUUUUGUAUAACAAGCGAUAAGUAUUAAGAGUAACCAACGUCAUUCGGUUGUUUUUGGCUGCUUUCAACCAGUCAUGUUGAUUUUUGUUCAUGAAAUUUAUUAAAUUUAUUAAUAUUUUCAUUGAUUAAGCCUUCGUUUCUCCUCCUUUUUCCUUGGCUUCGUUUAUUUUACUCAGCAUUCUUCCGUGAAUCUUACUCAACCAGCUUUUUUUAUCAGUCUUGGUCUUUGAUCAAACUGGUUUUCCAUGUUUCCAGUUAUUUUUGCUCAGAAAAACGACAAAAUGGUUGAAAAUCCGCUGAUUUUUGACUAAAACCAUUAAUUAUUUACCAUUUUAAUUGUCUUUUAUUAUCAUCAUUUGUACCAUCGCUAAAAUUCAUUAAAAAUCAUGUUUAAUCUAAUUAUCCUAUUACUAACUAUUCAUUGUACAUUCAGUGCUCGGCUCAGUGAACCAACAUCUAGUUCCAGCGGCUCAUCGGGUGCAAUUGUUUUCCCAAGUGCUCAGAGACCUCAAAGUCAACAAAACUCAUUUGAUAUUGCUCUUUUAAGGACUGCUGGGUUAAGGAAUGUGAGUGAUAUCUUUGCUGCUCUCGGUAUUCAUGAAGAAAAUGAAGAUCCUCUUGCAGGACGAAAGAAAACAAAUUAUGCUGAACAAGCUGUUUGUGAACCUGAAUUACGAACUGUUGAAGUUGGCGAUCAAAGAACUGAAUCUGGUGAAAUAUUUUUCCCCAGAUGUGUUCGAGUCUUGAGAUGUGGCGGUUGCUGUGAUAUCAGUGAUCGAAUGGCUUGUACACCAACCAAAAUAUCACACCGAGAUGUUAAACGGGCAAAAAUACGGCUACGACGAUCAACAACACCUUCCGCCUCCUCACAGACUAUUCAAGUUGAAGUGCAUGAUGAAUGUCGUUGCAUGUGUAAAGUAAAAGAAGAGCAUUGCAAUCCCAGUUUACAUGUUUACCAAGCAGAUCUUUGUAAAUGUGCUUGUAAUAAUGAACAAGAUGCCGUCGCUUGUCGUAAUAUGGCUCCGGCCAAAUCAUGGGAUAAUAACGAAUGCAAAUGUAAAUGUAGAGACGUUAAACAUUGUCCAUCAGGAACUGAGUUCAGUCAUGAUACUUGCAAUUGUGAGGCCUCUUAAAGAAGUAAAAAUGGUCAAGUCAUUCAUGAUGGUCCACUAUGCUACUCAUCAAACAAUUACUUAUGGGUGAAACAAUCUUCAGCCAAGCAAAUCCCUAAGUACGAAUCUGUUUAAACAAUUGCUGUCUUUUAAUCUUCAGCACGAAAUCAAUGAUUGUCUUAAAUAGGAAACUCGUCAGAAUCUAAAGUUAAAAUCAAAGCGUUCACUUAAAUAAUCGCCUAUCAAUAAAUAAAUUAAAACCUUGU